Molecule: messenger RNA, 3305 nt
Organism: Scomber japonicus (chub mackerel)
Lineage: Eukaryota; Metazoa; Chordata; Actinopteri; Scombriformes; Scombridae
Gene: sertad3
Product: SERTA domain containing 3
Exons: 2
Coding region: 162-1214 (350 amino acids)
Cellular component (GO): nucleus
Molecular function (GO): transcription regulator activity
Source: RefSeq, a predicted model, not a curated record
UAUCCGAAGGAGGAAAGAACGAGAAAAGUUAAGCAACGAGCAGCAAGAUCGACGUAACUCAGGAGACCGAGGAGAGAGAGAGGAAGUGAAGCGACGGGUCUGUUUUUCUUUACUUUCAAUCUGUGCUCUUUAAAAAAAAAAAGGAAAAAAGAGGUUUAAAGAUGAUCAUGAAGGGACAGAAACGUAAACUCCCACCAGAGGACGUGGAGGUGUCAGACAGGAGCUGCCUCGCCUGGGAGAGCCAGCGCCAGUUUGUGUUCUCAGUUUCGCUGAGUAAGUAUCAGCGUGGCCAGGAGCUACCUGAGCCCAGCCUGCGGCGCUCCGUUCUCAUAGCCAACACACUGCGGCAGAUGAGCCUGGAAGCUUGUAGGUCACCCUUGGUUGAGAGGGAGCUGUCUCUGCCACCCUGUAGUUCUUCAUCUGUGCUGCAGACGAAGGAGCAGGAGAGUAUUUUCCAAGCAAAACAUCACUCGGCAUUCAUGGUUGCUAAUAGCCUAUCAGCUCCUCCCAACUGUCAGCUGGUUUCACCAGAUUGGGCUGCAGGUAUGUCUCCAGCAAGUUGCUAUUCAAGUGCAUCGAUGUGUGUGCAGGAAGAUGAUGAGGACUGGGGAUCAAUGUCCACCGAUCCUGAUUUCUCUCUUUCAGCUGCCGUUUCCUCCAUCCUCACUGCACUGGACUCUACCAUCGACCAGCAGGCAGCUCCGCGGACACCUCUCAGGUCCUUGGAGAACCUGUCGGAGUUCUCCGAGGGAGGUGUUACAGGGAUGAAACAGGGGGUCAGAGGUUAUGGGGUUGGCUGGGAGCAGCAGCAGGAGGACUGCAGGGUGCGGGAGAGCAGCAUGGAGGUUAUGAGGUCUAGCUACCUAAGUGAUCUCACCGUGGAGGAUCUGUUCCAGGAUAUAGACACAUCUCUGCUGGAGAGGGACAUGGGAAUACUCGGGCUGAGAGGCAGUGGAGGUGGAUACCCGGCUGGGGAUGAUCUCCUACGAUACCUGCCGCCUUUCUCUCCCCCGUCAUCCUCCUCGCACCCCUUCUCUCUCUCUCUCAACCAGAAUCUAAAGUGCCUGCCUUCAUUCGCCUCAUUCAGCCCAUCGUCUUUCUCAUCCAGCUCACCUUCUCUCUCUUCACCGCCAUCCUCUCCCUUCUCCAGUCAGAAUCAUAUGAGAGAAGGAAUUGAUCUGGAGCACCUGAUGGAGAUCCUGGUGGAGUCCUGAUAGACUCAUCAUACUGUAAUAAACCCACUUCUACAGGAAGCAACUUGAACAAAAACUGAAAUGCAGAUUCUAAUGGCAAAUUGCCUUAUUUUACCUUUUUUUUAUACUACUUUUAUAGUUUAUUAUGGGCUUUAGAAAGUAGUAAGAAUGCUCUAGAAAUGUUUAAAAAAAAGGGUGAUGUCUAAGACAGAAAGUGCUUUUAUGAGGGGAUGCUGAGAUGCUUUUGGCAAUUUUUUGUGCAACAUAAAGGUUUUUAUUUCAUGGCAAUAAUGAAGGUCAUGUCACACUGAGAACUAUGUGGGUGGCAAGUCUGUGUUUUAACUGCUAAGCAGUGAGUCAGUGCAUGAUGAUGAAGUGUUAAAUAUUUUACAACGGUUUCCUUCAACAAUGUUGCCUUAAAAUUUGUCCGAUGCAUCGCAGCUUCAAGAAACACUGAGUGUGCAGGAGCUCGGAGCCAGUUAGGCCCCGACAGUUCAGUGGAGCAAAGCUCAGUGAUGCUGAUGUUCUGAACGUUAAUGUUAAUGUGAGAUCUGAGAGAAUGUGAUUUGGCUGGUGUUGAAAGGAGAAUGGUUGAAACACUAAAACAGUAGGUCAAAUCUUCUGUGAAGAAAUCCUUUAACCUCAUAUUUAUCAAUGAGUUAUAACAAGGACAUGAUGUCAGAUGGUUUGAGAUCCGGUCAGGAUUUCAAAGAAUAAGAAAAUAUGUUUUUAAUGAUCAAACAUGCAUAUUUUUUAUGGUAUCAGGUCGGUUGGCCUGAUGAAGAAAUCCUUAAGGACCAGUAUUGAGUUCAGUGAUGAGUUAAAUGAAAUAUCACUUGUGUUUAAGUCUUGAAAGUUGUAUUUAUCUGGAUGACUCUUAUUUGUAACCUUGAGUUUUCCAUUGUGUGAUUCCCAUUUUAUUAACAUAUCCUGUAUUGGUAGUAAAGACAGUUACUGCUUGAAUAUUGCUCAGUGUAAAAAAAAAAAGCACAACUCUUACUGCCUCUCAAACAGCUGAGUGCCAAACCAUGUCCCAUCUGAAGACUGAAACUGGAACUUGAAUUUCUUUUCUUCUCUCAAAUGUUUCCUGUCAGAGAACGAGUCUGAGUGCAGCUGUAGCUCAGGAAGUUCAACGUGACAUGUGGGUGUUUUCUGUUAAGGCUACAGGCACAGUCACGCUCAGAAGGAGCUUUUAAUGUCUUUUUUAGAAGUUGCUUUUAUUCAAAAAGCCUUUGCAGUACUUUCAUUAUAUCCUCAGUUUGAAUGUGACAGCUCAGAGCCACUGUAAGUGUCACAUUAUGAAUUCACAAUCACCUCGGCUGUUUUAGAUGAGUUCUGGAUCAUCAUCGUGCUGCAGCCACAUUGGCUGAUGGUCCGGAUGGUGCUCACUUCCACCUUAUCAACAGUUGUUCACUUGUCAGUAUGUCAUUUCCUCUUUGUUUUUCGUGGGGUCCAUAAGUUUUGUCUGAAUCAUUGCACUUUUGUUAAUAAUAUGCAUUGUUAAGUGUCAGUCAUGUGAGCAUGUGGUUUGUGUUUUACUCUGUAUUUAUUGUUAUUAUUUUAUAAUGGUAAAAUUACAGGUAUGAUAUAGCCAGAUUGUCCCUUUUUGAACCCCUUAACUGCAGUUGUUCUAAAUGUACUGUUAAUGUCCUGUUUUUAUUGUUUUUAUUUUAUUGUUGUUUUAAAAAGAAAAAACACAUAGGAAAAGGUGUUUUUAUCUGUAACCUAAGCAGCCCUUUAUGUUGACCCAGCAUUUAAACCAACACUGCUGAAAUGUGACAGAAGACAAGCUGAGAAAUAGUUUGAGGAAGCACGUGAUGCCUGUCUAUCGGGUGUUUGUACAUUUAUAUCCUGUUCAUGGAUCAAAGUUGUUUUCUCUGCCAAUGUCCUUUCUGAAUAGCUGGACUGUAGUCUCAAACUAUUUAUAAAUGGCAUAUUUUGUUAACAAGACGAGUAAUUUAAUGUUAUAUUUGACAAUUUACUAAUGGUAUAUUAGUAUACUGCCAUGGCAGUUAUUUUAUUUACUUUUAUUUUAUUUUUUAUAUUUUGCAAUUGAGGGCAGAAUGCCCAGAUACUGUAUUUAGACUUUUUAAAGAGGGCUGUUCAGCUAUA